AUGGAUGUGCGAGACCAGCUGCCAACUCCCAGGCGGCUGGACGUUUCCAUGGCCGAUCUGCGAGAAGCACUUGCUGCUCCCGGGUGUCCUGACGAAGGUGCACGUGGCUCGUUGGCUGACAAGUUGAAGUUAAAGGCUGCUUGUGAUGCGGAGAUCUUGAGAGCUGCUGCUGCAGCGCUGUCUCUGGGGCCUGAGGCGGUUGAUGCAGCUGCUAUGGUCCGCUCCAUUGCCAUAACUCCUCAAGCAGCUGUGUAUGUCAGCAAAGAGGUCGGCCCAUCGCUUUGCAAAGCUCUGCGACGCAAGGAGCCACAGCUGGUCGCCUGGGCUUUGAUGGCUUUGAUUCGCUUGGCACAGUUUCCUGAUACGCACGGGCUUCUGCGUCGGGCCGAUGCCGUUCAGUCGCUAGCACUUUUCACCCGGCCCCAAGCGCGGCGCAAGUCAGAGGUCAGGCUUGAUUUGCUUGCGUCUAUGGGUCUAGCAUUUCUGAGCGAAACCAUGCGGCAAGAACAACGACCAGAAAUUUGUGCUCUCGUACCCUUGCGACUGCUGCCAGAGUUGGUGCAGCUUCUUUGUGCAAGGCUGCAGAUGACUUCCGAUGAGGUGGUGUCCAGCUGCGUUUUUUGUGGGAUGCCCGUUGACUAUCGGCCUCGAUUUGUAGCUCAGUCUCUGGCAGCCUUGUGUGAGGCCUCAGCUGCGCAUGCAGCCAUGGCGUGGCAGUCAAACUUGCCAUUUGUGAUUUGCGAAGUCCUUUCAGGCCGCUGCCCCAAUGAUGCCGAAGCCAACCUGCCCUUCGGAAGUCCUGAUGUGGUCGAAAUGGCAAGCAGGUGCCGAAGUGCCUUGCUCGCCCAUGCAUCGAAGCGCAGUAUGGCUCCGCCACAGGUUCUAGCUGAUCUGAAAUCAGCACCAGCAGCGCCAAAAGGGACCUGGGCGAAGCGCGGAGAUGCAACAAGAAAAGUGAGAAGCCGCCUUUGA
Effrenium voratum is the source of this 972-nucleotide messenger RNA. The record is from the annotation of a GenBank genome assembly. NCBI's taxonomy places the organism in Eukaryota, Dinophyceae, Suessiales, Symbiodiniaceae.